AUGUUGAAACCUAGUCACGAGCUUGAUGAGCAAAAGGCAAGCAAACUGUUGAACACAGUGCGGCUGCUUCUCCCAGUGGCAUCCAAAGAGGACGCCUGCUACUUCGAAGAGCAUGGAUCUUUCCUCUGUGACCGGGCGGCUUUCCAUGUCUUCAUGAUGGCAUCUGGUGCUGAUGCCCGUCCUUUCACAAAGAUGAAUUACGAUGACUUCUGCCCACUCAGCCUGGAGGCUAGCAUCGGUGCUGAUGUUUGGGGCGUCGCUGCAAAAUCGACAUCAUGGUUUAUGUUCAGCCCCCCCUCUUACUCUCCAAGUGAGUCAAGUGAUCCCUUGGAGAAGUCCUUGUUGCAAUUCUUCAGCCUACAGUCCAGAUUGCUUGUGCACUGUGGAAACUUCAACCUAAACCAUGAGUCGAUGCCAUGGGCCAGACAUGCAGGCUUUGGGCAGGACUUGUUGCGACGUAUUUUGAAUCACAAAGAAAGGCAGGGCCAGCCGCAUCCUCAGCCUCUGCGGG
Cladocopium goreaui is the source of this 511-nucleotide messenger RNA. Lineage: Eukaryota; Dinophyceae; Suessiales; Symbiodiniaceae. The record is from the annotation of a GenBank genome assembly.